AUGGUGGCUCUCCAGCUGUGGGACGAGUCUUCUGGAAAGUACAGCUUACAGGUGGGUGAUUUUCAUAUUUGGGAACGCUUGUGCGUGUGAGACUGAGAAACUUUUAGUCAUGGCUCUUUCCCAGUGUCUCGAGGACUCACCAGGCUGGCGCACACCGAGGAAAGAGCAGGACUCGAACCUUAACGAGCUCUACAAUGAGAGACACCGACUGGCUUUGGAGGAGCUGGUGGCCGGGGGAGUGCAGUCAUUCAUGGGCUUCCUCAAGAAAGAGAGAAUGCCCAACUUUCUAUCCGAAGACGAGAUCAGGAGGGUUUAUCGCGCGGCUGUGGUGCCCAAAACAAUCUCAAUCAACGGAGACGAUUCUCAUCUGGAUCAGUCGGGCACCCUGGACUGCUCAUCUGUCACUUACUUCCCGGAGGUCUCUGACAUUGAGCCCCCGGUGCUGGAGAACGGCUGGCCGGCGUUCACUGCAGGCUCGUACCGCGGAGUAACGCGAGCGGUCGCCUACUUCCAGCCGAGCUACGGAGAGUGCAUUUACAGCUGCAAAGAAGCAGCCAGGAGGAUGAUCAGAAAUGCCAAGGAGGUGAUCGCCAUUGUGACAGACUCUAUGACAGACCUGGACAUCUUCCAUGAUCUGCGGGAAGCUUGCACACGCCGCAGAGUCCCUGUUUAUAUUCUUUUAGACCAGUCUUCUGUUGCCUCUUUCUUACAGAUGUGCAAAAACCUUUGUGUACACCUGGAUGAACUCCUGCAAAUGAAAGUACGGACCAUAACAGGCUCUACCUACUACAUGCGAUCAGGUGCUCGGAUCACAGGAAAGGUUCAUGAGCGUUUUAUGCUGAUCGAUGGAAACAAAGUGGCAACAGGUUCCUACAGGUUCAACUGGACGGAUGGCAAACUCAACAGCAGCAACCUUAUCGAAUUAUCAGGCCAGAUAACUGAGAAAUUCGAUGAGGAGUUCCGUAUCCUCUACGCUCAGUCUCUACCGCUGCCAGUGAACACGCGAGCCCCCUCUAGUGCCAGAAACUGCAGCUUAUAUGACCACCUUGUCCUGAAAGCACCUGGAACGCCUCCCUCCUACUUGGCACGAACAACAAAGCCUCAAGCGGAGCGUCUGACGAGCACUCCAGCCAGACUUCAGACCCCAGAGAUCCAGCGGAUGAAUAAAGACAUUAAAGAGCCAGACAGAAAGAGUAACCCAGUUUCUGACUCCUCCACUCUAGGUGAAGACCUAGAACUGGUGCUCGCCUCAGCUGACCCUCCUCGCUUGCCGUCAACCACUGUUAACUCUCAGACUCAGACAGUGGAUGUGACGAUUGUGUCUUGCUGUGACGUCUCGACACAAACUACCUGCCACACGGCUGAUGUGAGCGUACAAACAUGCAAAGAGCCUCAGAACUCAAAACCCUCAAGUGAACAUCAGAAGGUGGACAGUUGCCCGCCGAUCUGCCCCCAGCCACAAGAUGUCAACUUUAGAGAGUGUUUCCUCAAGAUCACCAAAGAGCGACAGCAUCACUACAGCUCCAUUCGCUCCAAGCUUGACCACAUGGUGACACUGCUGUCCCACAAGAGGGAGUUGGUGGAUCUCACCAACCUGCCGUUGAGACCCGGCCUGAACAGAGGACGCAAGGCCCAGCAGGAGGCCAGACAGCCAAACACUAACAUUGACAGUGGGAUUAUGGGCACGUGGCCCAAGUCAAGGGGUUUGCAAUAACAUGAACUCAUGAAAAUUACCCAAAGAUGAGUCAAAUAUAGACAAAUCCAAGCUUUUUUAAAAUCAAAAUAGUCUAUAUUUUGAAACAUCCCAGCAUUUUUAUAGGGUAUGUUUUAGUGCAGCACUUUUUGUAAAAUCUGAUAUUUUAUAUGGUGAUAUUUGAAUAUAUGCAAGAGACAAAUGUGCAAAGAUACGGUUUCUUAUUUUUGGAUGAGGGUUUAUUGUCUUUGAAUGCUGUAUAGUAAAAAAAAAAAAAAACAACCAAAGUGCUAUGAUGAAAUCCUGUUCAGAAAUGUUUUGUGUUUGUUUGGAUGUUUUUCUGUUUCUGGGUUGCUUGAAGUUGUGGAGUACUGAUCUUCUUUGUUACACUACUACUGCUUUAUCGGUAUGAAAACAACAGUCACUCACUUUUGAGUGUUUGAUGUGCCUUGAAUGAUGUUGGUGAAAGGAAUGAAUCGAAACAAUUGUGCUAAAUUGGAAACUUUUGGUGUCUUCGAUGCGCUCGAGGCAUUUGAAUAUUUCAUCAAGGAUGCAGAAUUGUUUAAAAAACAAAAUAUGUUAAAUUAUUCAUCAUUGGCUUGUUGCAAUAAAACAGUUGAUUUGAUGAA
Molecule: messenger RNA, 2322 nt
Organism: Danio rerio (zebrafish)
Lineage: Eukaryota; Metazoa; Chordata; Actinopteri; Cypriniformes; Danionidae
Gene: sack1d
Product: scaffolding CK1 anchoring protein D
Cellular component (GO): spindle pole; cytoskeleton; cytoplasm
Source: RefSeq, marked provisional